Cinara cedri is the source of this 3298-nucleotide messenger RNA. Lineage: Eukaryota; Metazoa; Arthropoda; Insecta; Hemiptera; Aphididae. The record is from the annotation of a GenBank genome assembly.
CACAUUACUAGUCUUCUCGGUUCGACCCAUGUAUAAAAAGCUCGACUAAUGAUUUCAAUUAACCAUUUGCCACUAAGUGGAAUAUACCGAAAAUAAAAUAUUGAAUUCCAGUUUUACCGUCGUUGACGUAGUUGGACCGUGUGCGAAAAUGAGUCUGUCGAAAUUACAAGUAUCGUUGUUGUGUGGCCUGGUCCUGUUAUGGUCCUGUUUCGUUGACGUGAGUAUAACAAUUUAUUUACUUCGAGAUUAUUGGGAUCCGUUUUUUGAUCGCUUUCGAUUUCGGAACAAUCAAUGGACACCAAUAGAGAUGUGAAUAUUGUACAUAUUUACAUUGUACAUUUUAUACAUUUUUUUUUGAAGGUAAAUUAUUUUUUACCCCCCAAAAAAUUGUGUGUAGCUCCUUUAAUCAAAUGAACUGAAAAACGAUUUUCCUGAAAUGUAAAGUGAUAUUUAUAUUUUCUAAAUAUUAUUAUCAUUUGUCAUAUUGAUAUAAUCAAUGUUAUAGUUACAGUACCAGUAUUCAUUAAUUACUUUCUAUUAAUUAUUAAAUAUUAUGGAAAAAAAUUUUUCCUNUUUUUUACCCCCCAAAAAAUUGUGUGUAGCUCCUUUAAUCAAAUGAACUGAAAAACGAUUUUCCUGAAAUGUAAAGUGAUAUCGUAUUUAUUAACUGAUAAAACGUAUUUAUAAACAAUACAAUAAUAUUAAUGUACUAAUCAUAUUUUCUAUUCUUUUGACACAGUAUUCGGUCAAAUAUAAAUCGUUAUCAAUAAUAGUGAUUUAUCAGUUGACAAAUGUAAUUGUUGAUAUGACUGUUUCAUUUUCCUGUUUUAAAACGCAUUUUCGUGUUUUUCAUCUCCACUGUAUGAACAGAACAAACAUAUUUUCUAAAUAUUAUUAUCAUUUGUCAUAUUGAUAUAAUCAAUGUUAUAGUUACAGUACCAGUAUUCAUUAAUUACUUUCUAUUAAUUAUUAAAUAUUNUAAAUUGUAUAGACUAAUUCAAAGUUUAAAUGCAUGUUUACAAUGAUACUAGAUUGAAUAAGAAUCUGAAGGAGAGAAAAGGGGGAAAAAUAAGGCAAUUAUCACAUUGAUAAUUGUAAAGGAAUUAAUAGAUUUAAAAAAUUCACUUUAUGAAUAACGUUAAUUUAGCAUACCUUUUGAGAAUUGGUUUUAUUUUGCCGAUUACCUCAGUCCCUGCGCACGCCACUACAUUCAGACAUAUAUAUUUUAUUGCAGGGCAAAUAUACUGCGGAACAAGUUGAUGACUUUGCAAAACUGUGCAACGCCGUUGAAGGUAAAUAAUAUCAUUUUCGAAAAAUGUAACUUGCCCACGAGUGAUAGUUUAAAGUAAAGACAUAUAGUAAUGAAUUUAGGUACUGUGUAGUUUAAGAAACUGUACUUCAACUAUAUAUUUUUCUAAUAUGUUUUUAUUAAAAUCUGUAGAGAUGUAAUUUUUUAAAUUCUAAAUUAGAGGAAUUGUAGGUAAGUACAUAUUUUGUAUGCACAUUAUAAUUAAUCAAAAUACUUUUUCUUAUUUAGAGGACGUUGAUGUAUUUAAAGGGUACAACUUACCAACAACAGAAACUGGAAAAGUAAUAAUUUUAACAAAAUUUAAUAGGUUCCACAGUCUCAUUCAAACUUUUAAUCAUAGCAUAUUCUAGAGAUAACUUGCAACAAUUAGACCCAAUAUGAAACAAAAGAGUUCUCUCGUCAUUUUCUGAUUGCAGUAAUUUUUCUGUUCGAAAAUUAUUUUAUUAACAAAAAAAAUACACGAUUUUCCUUAAAAGUAUAACUAAGGUUCUUUUUAACAAAAUAAAUCGAAAUUCCUUAAAACCUACUUUCGUUUAUGCGCCUGUUAUGGUCAUCUACUCGAAGGAUAAAAUUCAAUAUUAUACUUAUCUAACAAUUUUCUUUACCUAUCUAUACUUCUUCACCAAACGUAAAUUAAUUUUAACCAUAUACCUAUGUAAGAAGCUAAUUACAUAUAAUUUUUUUUCCAGCUUUUCAUCAAAUGCGUAUUCGAUAACCUUGAAAUGGUAAUUUAAAAAAAAUAUUAAUAUUUUAUUUAUUUGAGUAUUCAAAUUUAUUUUCUUUAGUGUGACUCCAAUGGCAAUUACAAUAAACCAAAUACCUUCGAGGCAAUAAAAAAGUACUGGCCUGAAGUGGCGUUGGAUACGAUUGGAAACAUAAACCAAAUAUGUUAUAUCGAAAGUAAAGCAUCAAUAUUUUUUUUUUACAUUAAUCUUAGUUCUUAGUUAGGUAUUCGUUAAUAUUCAUGACCAUUUAAUUACUAUUCAAAAACUUAUCAGUAUUAUACAAAUAAUUUAACUGGGUUAACCGUGUUACCAUGACUUCUUUUUGGUCAAUAUUCAUGAUAUUCCAUCAUGAUGGUUAUCAUCAUAUAAAUGGUUGCGCGACGAGAAAAAAUAUUUGCUGCGAAAUUUUUUUAUGGCGAAUCUCUUGGACUACAGAGUGAUCUAGUUGUGAUUAAUACGAUGGUGUUUCUGUGAUUUAAACAUUAGUAUAGUUUUAUGUACGGAUUAAGAUAUUAUCCACAUCCAUGGGUUUAUGUAAUACCCCAGUAUAAAGAUAAAUUAGUUUGAUAAAUUCGAGUUUAAUAUAGAAUUAAGAAAUAUAGUGAUAAACUAAACAAACAUAUUACAUGAGUAUAUGAUUAUAUAUAAACCAAUUUUGUCAAUAUUUUUCUGUUACUUUUAUUCACUCAUUACAGUUGAAGAAAAUCGGUCUAGGUCCAAACGUUGUAAAGUUUAGUGUUGGUGUAAAUUUUUUCGAUCGGAACAUUUGGAACCGUUUUACUCAGCAGUUAGAACAUUGUCCACCGUGCAAACUAACUAUAUCUAUAGUCGUUAUAAAUACGGAAACAUAUUAUAAUUUAUUAAAGACGAGAAUUUAAUUGCAUUGAUAACAUAUACUUUAUUUAAUUUUUUUAUUAGUAAAUUACCAAUGAUUCUGUUGGCAGGCUUAAAAAUAAAAUCAGCUUAUGAAUUGGGAACACCCGAUUAUGUCUACCUAAUUCAGAAGUGUUUGUUUACUCAAUUUAAACUAGUACGUAGUAUGGAUCAUCCCCAAUAAAAUAUGACCGAUGAAAUAUUAUGUUACUUGUUUUUCAGUAUGACAUGUUGUAGAGACGUAUUAUGGAAAAAAGGACGGAGUCAUAGAUAAACUAAAGCGAAGUUUAUUUAUUUCACCCAAUUAAUUGUUGUCAAGUUUAAUUUAAAGUGUUCAAAUUUUAUUAGCAUAACGUUUUUUUUUACCGGUUAAUUAAUUAUUAACUGUUAG